UCGUCCUCCUCCUCGUCCCCUUCCUCGUCCUCCCCAUCCUCGUCGUCCUCCUCCUCGUCCUCGUCCUUAUCCUCGUCCUCGUUCUUGUCCUCCUCGUCCACCUCGUCCUCCUUGUCCUCGUCUUCCUCGACCUCCUUGCCCUCGUCCUCGUCCUCGUCCUCCUCAUCCUCCACCUCCUCCUCGCCCUCUCCUUCCUCGUCCUUCGCCUCGUCAUCCUCCUCGUCCACCUCGUCCUCCUCCUCCUCCUUGUCCUCCUCCUCCUCCUCAUCCUCCUCCUCCUCCUCGUCCUCCUCCUCCUCCUCGUCCUCCUCCUCCUCCUCGUCCUCCUCCUCCUGCUCCUCCUCGUCCUCCUCGUCCUCCUCGUCCUCCACCUCAUCC
Messenger RNA from Taeniopygia guttata (zebra finch), 378 nucleotides. Lineage: Eukaryota; Metazoa; Chordata; Aves; Passeriformes; Estrildidae. The record is from RefSeq and is a predicted model, not a curated record.